AUGUGUGGCACUGACAAUUUUUCAUUUCUCUCUGCAGAUAUUGCUGUCGUAGAGAUGAGUGAUGCCUUCCGUCAGCCUUCCCUGUUCUACCACCUGGGAGUCAGGGAGAGCUUCAGCAUGGCUAACAACAUUAUCCUCUACUGUGAUACAAACGCAGAGUCUCUGCAGUCGCUGAAGGAAAUUAUUUGCCAGAAGAAUAAUAUGUGCACUGGUAAAUAAAUAUUUGUUCCUUAUAUGAUAACUCCACAUAACAAGGUGUACUGCUGUGAUAGCAGUUUUAUGAAGGGACUAACAGAACUGAUGCAGCCCAGUUUUGAGUCGCUGCUUGGGCCUAUAUGCUUACCUCUGGUGGAUCGAUUUAUUCAGCUCUUGAAGGUGGCACAGGCCAGUUCAAGCCAGUAUUUCCGGGAAUCCAUUCUGAAUGACAUCAGGAAGGCCCGUACCCUCUACACAGGCAAAGAGCUUGCGGCAGAGUUGGCAAGGAUUCGACAGCGAGUGGAUAAUGUUGAAGUCUUGUCUGCUGACAUUGUAAUAAACUUGCUGCUGUCCUACAGAGACAUCCAGGAUUAUGAUUCCAUUGUGAAACUGGUGAAAACUUUAGAAAAACUGCCUACUUUUGACUUGGCUUCCCACCACCAUGUGAGGUUUCAUUAUGCGUUUGCGCUGAACAGGCGAAAUCUGCCCGGAGACAGACAGAAAGCUCUAGAAAUUAUGAUUCCCCUGGUAGAACAGGAAGACCAAGUAGCUUCAGAUAUGUACUGCCUGGUUGGUCGAAUUUACAAGGACAUGUUUUUGGAAUCUGGGUUCUUAGAUACAGAAAGCAGGGACAAAGGGACAUUCUGGUUCAAGAAGGCGUUUGAGUCAGAGCCAACAUUACAGUCAGGAAUUAAUUAUGCAGUACUCCUCCUGGCAGCUGGACAUUGCUUUGAUACUUCUUUUGAGCUGCGGAAAGUUGGAGUAAAGAUCAGCAGCCUGCUUGGUAAAAAGGGGAGCUUGGAGAAACUGCAGAGCUAUUGGGAAGUGGGAUCUUUCCUGGGGGCCAGUAUGUUGGCUAAUGACCAUAUAAGAGUGAUCCAGGCUUCAGAAAAGCUGUUUAAGCUAAAGGCACCAGCAUGGUACCUGAAGUCUAUUGUAGAGACUGUUUUGAUAUAUCAGCAUUUUAAGAAACUGACUCCAGAACAACAUACGGCCAAACAGGAACUUGUGGACUUCUGGAUGGACUUCCUUGUUGAAGCCACAAAGACAGAUGUGACUGUAGUUCGAUUUCCAGUUUUAAUAUUAGAACCAACAAAAAUCUAUCAGCCCUCAUAUCUCUCCAUCAACAGUGAAGCCGAGGAGAAGACUGUAUCUAUCUGGCAUGUGCUACCUGACGACAAGAAAGGUAUCCACGAAUGGAACUUCAGUGCUGCUUCUAUCAGGGGAGUAAGCAUUUCGAAGUUUGAAGAACGGUGCUGUUUCCUAUAUGUGCUGCACAACUCAGAUGACUUUCAAAUCUAUUUCUGCACAGAACUUCACUGCAGAAGGUGCGUCACGCUUGUUAUUUCCAAAAAAACCCGGCCUGUGAUGGGGUAGAUGGUGUCUGCAUGCACAAGAGGGACUGACUGUUUCAGAAAUAUGGUGAAAUAUGAUUAUGAAUAUGAUGAAAAUGGCGAGCGAGUCAUUCUGGGGAAAGGAACUUACGGCAUUGUAUAUGCAGGACGAGAUUUGAGCAAUCAAGUCAGAAUUGCUAUUAAAGAAAUCCCAGAGAGAGACAGCAGGUACUCCCAACCUCUGCAUGAAGAAAUAGCUUUGCAUAAGCAUCUCAAACAUAAGAACAUUGUCCAGUAUUUAGGUUCUCUUAGUGAGAAUGGCUUCAUUAAGAUAUUCAUGGAACAGGUGCCAGGUGGCAGCCUUUCUGCUCUUCUACGAUCAAAAUGGGGACCAUUAAAAAAUAAUGAGCAGACAAUUGGCUUUUACACCAAGCAGAUUCUUGAAGGAUUGAAAUACCUCCACGAUAAUCAAAUAGUGCAUCGAGACAUAAAGGGUGAUAACGUGCUUAUCAACACAUAUAGUGGAGUGUUAAAGAUUUCGGACUUUGGAACUUCAAAGAGACUUGCAGGAAUCAACCCAUGUACUGAAACUUUCACUGGUACCCUUCAGUAUAUGGCACCAGAAAUCAUAGACAAAGGACCACGUGGCUAUGGGAAGGCUGCAGACAUCUGGUCUUUGGGAUGCACAAUCAUUGAGAUGGCUACAGGGAAGCCCCCAUUUUAUGAACUGGGAGAACCACAAGCAGCUAUGUUUAAGGUGGGAAUGUUUAAAAUACACCCAGAGAUUCCUGAAUCCAUGUCUGCAGAAGCCAAGGCUUUCAUAUUGCGUUGCUUUGAACCAGAUCCUGAUAAACGAGCUUUUGCUCAUGAGCUACUUAUAGAUGAAUUCUUGAAGGUUUCAAGCAAAAAAAGGAAGUCCCCAUCAAAGCUCUCAGUGCUUUCAGCUAGCACAAAUGAGUAUCUUCGGAGUAUAUCCUUACCUGUCCCUGUUCUGGUGGAAGAUACAAGUAGCAGCAGUGAAUAUGGUUCUGUCUCACCUGAUACAGAAUUAAAAAUUGAUCCAUUCUCUUUCAAAACAAGAGCCAAAUCCUGUGGAGAAAAAGAUGGGAAGGGAAUCCGGUCCCUUUUUCUGAGCAUCCCAGAUGAAAAUUUUGAGGAUCACAGUGCACCUCCGUCACCUGAAGAGAAAGAUUCUGGGUUUUUCAUGCUGAAGAAGGAUAGCGAAAGGAGAGCCACCCUUCACAGAAUAUUAACUGAGGACCAAGAGAAGGUGGUGAGGAACUUGAUGGAAGCUUUGGCUCAGGGAGCUGAAGAACCCAAGCUAAAAUGGGAACAUAUCACAACGCUCGUUUCCAGCCUCAGAGAGUUUGUACGGUCCACUGAUCGUAAAAUCAUCGCAACCACUCUUUCAAAACUGAAACUGGAGUUAGACUUUGACAGCCAUGGUAUCAGUCAAGUGCAGCUCGUGCUGUUUGGUUUUCAGGAUGCUGUCAAUAAAGUUCUCCGAAAUCAUAACAUCAAGCCACAUUGGAUGUUUGCAUUGGAUAGCAUAAUCAGAAAAGCUGUGCAGACUGCUAUUACUAUUCUGGUCCCAGAAUUGAGGCCACAUUUUAGUCUUGCAUCUGAAAGUGAUACAGCAGAUCAAGAUGAUAUAGAAGCUGAAGAAGAUCAAGAUGAACAGCCUCAGAAUCAAACUAUCCAACAGCCUUGCAUUGUCAUGGAAGAUGCAGUAGCUACCUCAGGUGUAAGCACACUCAGCUCUACAGUAUCCCAUGACUCCCAGGCUGCUCACAGAUCACUGAGUGUCCAGCUGGGCAGGCUAAAAUUGGAGACAAACAGGUUAUUGGAGGAGUUGGUUCAAAAGGAGAGAGAAUUUCAAGUCCUCUUACAUCAAGCUAUAGAAGAAAAAGAUCAAGAGAUCAGAAACCUACGGCUUAGGUCACAGCCAAUAGAUAUUCCUGGAUUGUCUGUCUGUCAUCGUCAUUCCACUGGCACAGGGACCGAAGACCCUGAUCUCAUAAACUGGUUGAGCGUUCAAGGAGCUGAUGAGGCCACGAUAAACAAGUUCUUGGCUGAAGACUAUACAUUAAUGGAUGUUCUCUGCUAUGUUACACGAGAUGAUCUGAAAUGUUUGAGACUGAGAGGAGGAAUGCUAUGCACGCUCUGGAAGGCCAUCACUGACUUUCGAGAGAAACAUGCCUGACACUGAAAUUUUUCUUCGCUUCUCUGCAGAGAGGAAAAUAUUUCCUUUCAGCACAGAGCAGGUUUGCCGUCAGAAGGACUGUUGCACUUUAAUCCAGUAUUUGUUUACCAAUGUUAAAAACACUGCAGCUUCCUGACUGCUUUUAAUCCUAUAAUCCAUAAGGAAUCUGUAAAGAACCUGCAACGUUAUUUUACUUUAAAUGUUUUUACAUGCAAGUUUUUCAAAAAUAAAAAAACCCUACCAAAACCCAUUAUAAACUCAUAAAAUAUUGUAGUUAAAGUAACUAGAUGUUAAUUUCAUGAAAAAACUGUACAUCACUGGAACAAAACCAAAAUGUGACAACAACUUCUCAAGUUUCUUUUUCUUUGUAACAUAUCUCAAUAAUCUGUAGUAGAACUUCACAAUUUCAGUCAUAAUUAGAUAUUUUUCUUUUAGUGCGCAAGACCUAAAGGUAACUGUUUUUACCUACUCCCCUUCAUAGUUUAAUAUUGUUUAUUUUUGGUAAUUUAAGUUCUAUGGUGCAUUUGUUUUAGAGUUGUUUAUGUACUACUGAACUGUACCAGUUGCAUACACCUGAACCACAGUAAUGUUAGCUUGUUCUAAAGCUAUCUCUGACAUACAC
Messenger RNA from Pygoscelis adeliae (Adelie penguin), 4354 nucleotides. RefSeq names its product mitogen-activated protein kinase kinase kinase 5 (gene MAP3K5). The record is from RefSeq and is a predicted model, not a curated record. Gene Ontology annotation, biological process: cellular response to stress; MAPK cascade; protein phosphorylation. NCBI's taxonomy places the organism in Eukaryota, Metazoa, Chordata, Aves, Sphenisciformes, Spheniscidae. Gene Ontology annotation, molecular function: ATP binding; MAP kinase kinase kinase activity. The transcript is spliced from 28 exons.